This is a messenger RNA of Neospora caninum, 603 nucleotides long. RefSeq names its product Thioredoxin-dependent peroxide reductase,mitochondrial, related. Bases 1 to 603 code for a protein of 200 amino acids. Gene Ontology annotation, biological process: cellular response to stress; hydrogen peroxide catabolic process; response to oxidative stress. The transcript has a single exon. Gene Ontology annotation, cellular component: cytosol. Gene Ontology annotation, molecular function: thioredoxin peroxidase activity. NCBI's taxonomy places the organism in Eukaryota, Apicomplexa, Conoidasida, Eucoccidiorida, Sarcocystidae. The record is from RefSeq and is a predicted model, not a curated record.
AUGCCGGCCCCGACGGUGUCUCAGCCAGCACCUGCCUUUGAGGCAGAAGCUGUCAUGGCGGACGGUACCUUUGGAAAAAUCUCGCUCGAUCAGUUCAAGGGAAAGAAGUACGUCAUUCUCUUCUUCUACCCGUUCGAUUUCACCUUUGUGUGCCCGUCAGAAAUCCUGGCGUUCCACCGUCUGCAGGGUGAGUUCGAGAAGAGAGGAUGCCAGCUCCUCGGCGUCUCUGUUGACAGCAAGUUCGUGCACAACGCGUGGAGAAACCUCGAAUUGAAGGAAGGUGGCAUCGGUAAGAUUUCCUUCCCGUUGCUCGCCGACGUGUCGCACAAAAUGGCAGCGGACUACGGCGUCCUGCUGCCAGAGGGCAUGGCCCUGCGCGGCCUGUUCCUGAUCGACAAAGAUGGCGUGCUGCAGCACUCCGUGGUCAAUAAUCUCCCUCUCGGUCGAAGUGCCGACGAAGCCUUGCGCAUGCUUGACGCUCUUCAGCACGUCGAGCAGUACGGAGAAGUCUGCCCGGCCAACUGGAGAAAGGGAGAGAAAGCCAUGAAGGCCACUGCGGACGGAGUCAAGGAGUACCUUGGAAGCAGCUUCACAUCCAACUAG